Messenger RNA from Humulus lupulus (European hop), 2114 nucleotides. Its product is annotated as heparanase-like protein 1. The transcript is spliced from 10 exons. Bases 329 to 1954 code for a protein of 541 amino acids. Lineage: Eukaryota; Viridiplantae; Streptophyta; Magnoliopsida; Rosales; Cannabaceae. The record is from RefSeq and is a predicted model, not a curated record. Gene Ontology annotation, molecular function: beta-glucuronidase activity. Gene Ontology annotation, cellular component: plant-type cell wall; membrane.
GGACAAAGCUCCCAAUAAGCUAAAACAUUAAUCCCGUAUAGGUGGACCUUUCGGUUUCGGACAGAUCCGGAAAAUCUAAGACCGACCCAGUUUACUAGAUACAUUAUUGAUUGUGUAUCAAGGAACACUUCACUAGUACCUGACUUAGAUUGUAAGAUAGGGACUAGAAAGUGAAAGAGAACUGUACUGUACGAUCACCCUAUUUGCAAUUUAUCUGAAUGAAGAUUAUCAAGUAUUUGAAUCUCCCGUGUCAAAGUCGAUGUUGAAUUUUUGGUAAUUGAGCCAAACUAGUUGAGCUGGUGGUCGAAUUGCCGUCAUAGAUUAACCAAUGGAAUGUUACCUCUCCUUAGUUGUCUUUCUGAUUUCUCUCCCAGCUGUUUUUGCUCAAGUGCAAGAUACUGCAUAUAGUAAUAUUAUAGUAGAUGGAGCUAGAGCUGCUGCAAAAAUAGAUCAAAACUAUAUUUGUGCCACACUUGAUUGGUGGCCUCACGAUAAAUGUAACUACAACCAAUGUCCAUGGGGGUAUGCCUCCAUAAUCAAUUUGAAUUUAUCCCAUCCUAUACUUUUCAAGGCAAUUAAAGCAUUCAAGCCUUUGAGGAUCAGAAUUGGAGGUUCUUUGCAAGACCGAGUAUUGUACGAUGUAGAAAGUUUAAAAGAUCCUUGCCAUCCGUUUCAAAAAAGGAAAGGUGGAUUGUUUGGGUUUUCAAGAGGAUGUUUACAUUUGACGAAGUGGGAUGAGCUGAACCUGUUUUUUAGUAAGACGGGAGCCAUUGUGACAUUUGGCUUGAAUGCUCUUCAUGGGAGGCACCUUAUCUACAAGAGUACUUGGGGAGGAGAUUGGGACUCUGGCAAUGCUUAUGAUUUUAUGAAGUAUACUGUCUUAAAGGGAUAUCAGAUAGAUUCAUGGGAGUUUGGUAAUGAGCUGUGUGGAAAUGGCGUUGGAGCAAGAGUUUCUCCUGAACAAUAUGGAAAAGACUUGAUUAAUCUGAGGAGAAUAAUCAAUGAGUUGUAUGAAAAGUCUGAGAUAAAGCCCACACUUAUUGCACCUGGAGGCUUUUAUGAUCAGAAGUGGUUCACUAAGCUUCUACAGGUCACAGGUUCAGGUGUAGUGAAUAUCAUUUCCCAUCACCUCUACAAUCUGGGUGCAGGUGAUGAUCCCAGACUUGUUAGUAGAAUACUGAGUCCCCAUUACUUAAACAAGACAGCAACCACAUUCAUUGAUCUUGACCAAAACUUGAAACAGCAUGGUCCUUGGGCUUCUGCAUGGGUUGGAGAGUCUGGAGGGGCCUAUAACAGUGGUGGUCGUAAUGUUUCUGAUACAUAUAUCGACAGUUUUUGGUACUUAGAUCAGCUUGGAAUGGCAGCUGUGUAUAAUUCUAAAGUGUAUUGCAGACAGUCACUAAUUGGCGGGAACUAUGGUCUCCUUGACAAAGACACAUUUCUUCCCAACCCUGAUUACUACAGUGCACUGCUAUGGAACCAACUAAUGGGAGAGAAUGUUCUUUCUGUUAUGACCAAUGCUUCGCCAUUUCUACGUAUUUAUGCCCAUUGUGCCAAGGAAAGAGCGGGCAUAACUCUACUUCUGAUCAACAUAAGCAACCAGACUGAAUUUAUUCUCAAAAUUGAAAAUGGUUUGAGUGAGUUGGUGAAUCCAAAGACUACCAUUCACAUACAAAGUUCUUUCAUUCGUGGCAUCAAGCGAUCGGUUUCUUGGGUUGGAAGAAAAACAUCAGAUGAGCCAUUGUAUAGAGAAGAAUACCUUUUGACACCAGCAAAUGGACAAUUAAGAAGUAAAACAAUGCUUCUGAAUGGUACUCCACUGGGGAUUACAAAAGAUGGAAACAUCCCAAAUCUAGAACCAACCCUUGCUGAUGUAAACUCACCACUCUCCAUCAUUUCUAGGUCCAUCAAAUUUGUUGUAUUGCCUAACUUUGAUGCCCCAGCUUGUGCCUGAUUCUCUCAUGGUAUUUCAAAAGCUCAUUUUCACAAUACUAUUUAUAUUUAUUGCAUAAUUGUAAGCUUAUGGCAAUUCAAAGUAUUGUGAGAAAUGCAAUAAAAUGAUUAAAAUUAGUACUCUGCAUAAACAUUGUAUAUGAAAAAAUACGUGUUAUUUA